AUGGGGAAACAAGCCAAAGCCACGAAGAAAUUCGAGAAGAACCGUCUCAAGUCAACCAUCGAUCGGAGAAAGGAGUUUGCAAAAGUCAAGCAGAGACAUCAGCAAAAUGCUAAGAGGAAAGACAGAGCCGCCAAAAGGGCAGACAAAGCAGCAGACGAAUCAAAUUCAGAGGGGGAAUCUGGCCAAGAGAAUGGUCCUGACAUGAAUGAAGAUGAAUACUUCCAAGAAGCCAUUGACAUUCCUGAGCCAGAGACAAAGACAAAGUCGAAGAGUAAACCUAUAAAGCGCAAAAGAGAUGGACAGGAUGAGCAGCCGGAUUUAUCCUCCGUAUCUGAAAGUGUUGCAUCAGGCGAUGAAGACCAUCAUAAAGAUCAAUUAGCUGCCUUGGCCGAGAAAGACCCUGAGUUCUACAAAUACCUCCAAGAGAACGAUGCGGAACUGCUCGACUUCGACGAAGAUGAUGACCUAGCUGAGGUGGAUGCCCUUAGCGAGGAAGAACCACCAAACAAGAAACAGAAGACUAAAGGAGCAGCUGAGGAUCCGAGCAUGCCCGCAGAUGUGACACCGAUAAUGAUCGGCAAAUGGAAGACCUCCAUGAGUACCUCUCAUUCCAUCCGAGCACUACGACAAGUUGUCCUCGCCUUCCGCGCGGCUGCUCACGCGGAUGAAGAAGAAGAUAAAACCUUCCGGUAUUCCAUUCCAAGUCCAGAGGUCUACCAUGAAGUUUUGAUCACCGCGCUGAAGGAAGUGCCCGACGUUCUAACCCACCAUCUCCCGGUCAAAGAGUCUGCGAACGGCAAGCUGCGCAUUCCGACAGAGUCUCCGAAGUUCAAGACACUUGCGCCGCUCAUCAAAUCACAUGCUUCUUCCUUAUAUCAUCUUCUGGACCAUCUGUCUGACACUAACACCUUGAGGCUGACGCUCCAAUCGUUUGAGCCGUUGUUGCCGUAUCUCCUGCAAUUCCGCAAAUUCCUCAAAGUUAUCACAAAGGCAGUUGCCUCUGUCUGGUCGGACAAUUCUUCUGAUGAGGCAACACGUAUUACUGCCUUCCUCGUGAUCCGACGGCUCAUCGUCAUUGGCGAUGCAGGCAUCAGAGAGACUGUCUUAAAAUCCACCUACGAAGGAGUCGUGAAAGGUAGCCGGAACACAACUCCCCACACCCUUGCCGGCAUCAAUUUGAUGAAGAACUCUGCUGCUGAACUAUGGGGUAUCGACCAAAAGGUCAGCUAUACAACCGGAUUCACCUUCAUCCGACAGCUUGCGAUCCAUCUUCGGAGCAACAUAACCAAACCGACUAAAGACUCGUACAAGACAAUCUACAACUGGCAAUUCAUACACUCACUUGACUUCUGGUCACGCGUGCUGUCAACGCAUUGCAAUUCGCUUCUCGAAGCUGAAAAUGGGAAGCAAUCGCAAUUGCGACCACUAAUAUACCCUGUCGUUCAAGUCACUCUCGGCGUGAUGAGACUAAUCCCAACAUCCACCUAUUUCCCUCUCCGGUUCCAGUUGAUGCGGUCUUUGCUUCGCAUCUCGCAGGCAACCGAGACGUAUAUUCCGCUGUCUGCGGCAUUGAUUGAGGUUCUAAAUUCAGCAGAGAUGAAGAGGCCUGCCAAAGCAGCCACGCUCAAGCCGUUGGAUUUUGCCUCAAACAUCAGAGCCCCGACCUCCUACCUGAAAACAAGAAUCUACCAGGAAGGCGUUGGAGAGCAAGUAAUCGAGCUCUUCUCCGAAUUCUUCGUCCUCUGGACCAAGAGCAUUGCCUACCCGGAACUACAACUACCCACAGUGGUCAUGCUCAAACGGUGGAUCAAAGCAGCCUCCAAAGCCGACGGCAACCGCAAUGGAAAGCUCAAUCAGGCUCUGCUUCUACUGGUCCAAAAAUCAGAAGCGAAUGCCCGAUGGAUCGAGGAGAGGAGGAAUAAGAUCAACUUCUCGCCAAAAGAUCGCGCCGAGGUAGAGACUUUCUUGAAGGGUGUGCAAUGGCAAGAUACGCCGCUCGGGGCGUUUGUGGUGGCACAGAGGAUGCAGCGGGAGGAGAGGAAGAGAGUUCUUGAGCAAGGUCGCAAAGAGCAGGAGCGCAGAAAGAAGGCUGAGGUGGAAGAACAGGAUGACAUCAAGAUGACCUGA
This is a messenger RNA of Exophiala aquamarina CBS 119918, 2127 nucleotides long. RefSeq lists its product as uncharacterized. Gene Ontology annotation, cellular component: Noc1p-Noc2p complex; Noc2p-Noc3p complex; nucleolus. NCBI's taxonomy places the organism in Eukaryota, Fungi, Ascomycota, Eurotiomycetes, Chaetothyriales, Herpotrichiellaceae. The transcript has a single exon. The record is from RefSeq and is a predicted model, not a curated record. Bases 1 to 2127 code for a protein of 708 amino acids. Gene Ontology annotation, biological process: ribosomal large subunit biogenesis.